UACAAGCAUUAGUUACACAAAUCUCUCUUAUACAAGGUUCUCCUCUGUUUAAAUGUGCUCUUUGGUCUUCUCUUACGGGUAGGAGGUGAUUGACUGAUUGUGUUGUGAUUUUCACCUUCAUGUGCAUCCUAUGACUUGUAUUAGAGAGAUUUGUCCAAGUGAUGCUUGUAGCAGUUAAUUAAGUUACACAAAAAAGCAGUUAAUUCCAUCUGAUAUAUAUCCGGGUGACAAAUAAAAAUAAAGAAGUUUUAAAUGUUCAAAAAUUUUCAAAAUAUCACAAAUCUAAUCUAAAGUUAAAGCUAACAUUUCCUAAUCAAUCCAUUAUUAUUACUUCCACAAAGUUAAAGGCAAGUUCUAGCCUAGAAAAAUAAUCAGUAUACGAUUGUCUAUUGUAAUACAUAUUUGACGCCGAAAAUUAAUCAGUAUACGAUUGAAUCUUUGUUAAGAACCAAAAAAAAAAAAAACAUUAUACACUUGAAAUAGUUCCUAUCAUCAUCACCAACAAAAAAAAAAAUAAAAAAAAAAACAUUUUACGCAAACGAGCACCAAUUACGUGUUGUGUUGUGUACCAGCAAAAUAUAUAGCAGAAAAUAAAAUAAAAAGACAUCAAACAAAAUUCCGACAAAAAUAAAAGCAAGCGAAAAAAUGAAAGAAACACAAAAAAAAAAAAUAAGCAAACCAAAACAGUAAGGAAAAUAUUUUUUUUUAAACAAGGAAGAAGAAAUAGAAGACUCUUGAGCAGAUUAUUCCAUUUCCCUAAGGCGAUUUUGGUGUGGACUCGUCUCCCUCACAGUCGCUCCUAGUCAAACGCUUCUUCUCGGAUCGGCGACCUCUAGAGAUUUCUUCAGCCGUCUCUUCUCUGUUUUGCUACUUAGAGGUGUCUUCUCUUACUCCUUCUUGUAUUCUGGGAUAACUUUGUUUCUUCUUAGAUUUGGGAUUUCUUAGAAUUUAGCUUUAUACUUCUGUUCUGAGAGAGAUCGAUGAAUCAAUGAAAUUGUUUAGUGUGAAUAGCGUAUGUGUAGCAAUUUCUUAGAAUGGCGAAUCGUUUGUUUUGUUUCUUCGUUUCCAUCUCCCUACGAAAAGAGAAGAAGACGUGUGUGGUUUUCUACUAGACGAAUUUGAUUGUAACAUUUGAUUUUUUUUUUUUUGUUUCUGUUUCUCUAAUCCCUAUCGUUAGUUAGAUGAAUUUAUUGAUUUCGGGGACCAUUUGCUUUCAUUGAAAGCCCUUAGCUGAAGGGGACCUUGAUUGGGAUUGAAACCUAACUUUGAUGUCACAUUUGAUUAGUCCAGUCAUUAUUGCUGCAGAUAGAUCCCCUCGUGGUUGAUCUUGGUGCCGUUUUCUUUGACAUUGUUGUGUAAAUUUGAUAAACCCCUAAGCUAAGCUUGUAGCCCUUUUGUGUUUGAUGAAAUUAGUUAGGAAGCUUCUGAAAAGUACAAAGGAGGAAUUGGGGGUGGAAAAGUUUUCAAUUAAGAUGGCUAUAGGAUGCCGUUUACAUCGUGUUUCUUGGCAAGUUGCUCAUAUUCUGGGCCCAGUUGAAUUAAAUGCCACUUUGGUUUUUGUGUGAUGGAGAGUAGAAGAGGGAGCUAAGAAAAGUAAUACCCUUUCUUGUCCCCUUUUUGCUGGUCUUGGUGAAAUAUAGAAAGCUUUUCUCUUGCUGAGUUCCAAAAUAGUAAGUUAAAAAAAUAAAUUCUGAUGAGCUGUGUGUGGUUCUUGAUACUCACAAGGUUUUUCUGCUUUCUUUUGGUAUUGAUAGUUGUAGGGCGUCGUCUCUAAGGUCUAUGAAACCUAUCUCCAUCUUCAAUGGACUGCAACAUGAGAUCUCCUUUGCCAUGGGACUGGGAGAAUUUGAUCAUGUCCAAUCCGUCAAAGACUGAAAGUGAUAGAAAGCAGCUAUCUACCGAGUGGGAGACUGAGAAAGGUGAAGGCAUUGAAUCUAUAGUUCCUUAUUUCUCGAGCUUUGAGAAAGUCUGUAGUGGCUCUGCCACCAGUUUCUGGCAGACUGAUGUAUCCAAAAGCUCACAGUCGACUUCUAUCAACUCAUCAUCCCCGGAAGUCAAAGUAUGCAAGGCUGCAUCAGAAAGUUCCCCUGGAGUUUCUUGCAGCAACAUAGAUUUUGUCCAAGUGAAGGCAUCCACAGCUCCCGAGGUAUCUGCUGCCUCUGCUGAAUCAGAUCUUUGUUUAGAACUAGGGAAGCGGACAUACUCUGAAGAACUUUGGGGUAGAAAGAAUAAUGACAUUUCAGCUGUUUCUAUGAAGUUGCUGACUCCAUCUGUUGUUGCUCGAAAGAAAUCUAAGCCGUGUGGUCAGAGCAUUCAAAUCUCACGUUGCCAAAUUGAUGGCUGUGAACUUGAUCUCUCUUCUGCCAAGGAUUAUCAUCGCAAGCAUAGAGUCUGCGAAAAGCAUUCAAAGUCUCCAAAAGUUACUGUGAGUGGCCUGGAACGUCGAUUCUGCCAACAAUGUAGCAGGUUCCAUGCGGUCUCUGAAUUUGAUGAGAAGAAACGAAGCUGCCGCAAACGUCUUUCUCAUCAUAAUGCGAGACGUCGCAAGCCACAAGGAGUAUUUCCAUUGAAUCCAGAGAGGAUGUACGAUCGAAGACAGACAAAUAUGGCGUGGAAUGGGUUGUCCCUUAACUCGAGAUCUGAAGAAAAGUAUGCAUGGGGUACCACUUAUGAUACAAAGCCUGCACAGACGGAAAGCGGCUUUACUCUGAGCUUCCAGAGAGGUAAUGGCUCUGAGGAGCAGUUGUUUGCGAGUAGCAGCCACUCUUUCUCUGCGCAUCAAACCUCAGGCGGGUUCUCAGCAGGGAAGUCCAAGUUUCAACUUCAUGGCGAAGGUGUGGGAGAAUGCUCAGGAGUCCUCCAUGAAUCUCAAGAUUUCCACCGUGCUCUCUCUCUUCUGUCAACUUCUUCUGAUUCACAUGCGCAGCCAGUUUCUCUACUCUUUUCAUAUGAUGGUGUACCAAAAUAGAUGAGUAAGUAGUGUCAUUUGUAAAACCGGCUAGCUUCGGUGUUAGUGGAUAGUGGAUACUAAUCCAAUUUAUCAAAAACAGCUUCCUCCUGGCUCCAUUUGUAUGCCAACUUUAUCUUUAUCCUUGUUUCCUUACUAGUAGUAACCAAGUCAUUGUCAACAAAAAACACGAAACAUUGAAUAUAUAUAAUAAUAUGAAUACCUCUGAUA
This is a messenger RNA of Eutrema salsugineum, 3178 nucleotides long. RefSeq names its product squamosa promoter-binding-like protein 11. The record is from RefSeq and is a predicted model, not a curated record. NCBI's taxonomy places the organism in Eukaryota, Viridiplantae, Streptophyta, Magnoliopsida, Brassicales, Brassicaceae. The transcript is spliced from 5 exons. Gene Ontology annotation, molecular function: DNA binding. Bases 1802 to 2968 code for a protein of 388 amino acids. Gene Ontology annotation, cellular component: nucleus.